UAUUGGCCAACUCUUGGGCCGAGGGGUGUCCCCUCUUCAUCACUACCAAGCCCCGGGGCCCGCAGCGGUUGAGAGCUGCUGCGAUUUAACGCUUCAGCACCUGCUGCCGCUGCGGGGAGCGGUGUUAGAGCUUCGGCUCUGGUUUUUUUCUCGUGCUUUGGGUACCACAACAACCGCCACCGUGUCUCGCCAACGGGCCAAGAUGUCCAAAGUUGCCAAAUAUCGGCGACAAGUUAGUGAAGAUCCGGACAUUGACAGCUUGUUGUCGACUCUGUCUCCAGAGGAGAUGGAGGAGCUGGAGAAGGAGCUGGAUGUGGUGGAUUCGGACGGAAGCGUCCCUCUGGAGCAGAGUCAGAAAAACCAAACGGAGAAUUCGCCAACCGGCCCGCAGAACUGCGAGGCGGUGCUCAACCACCGUGAGAAGGAGACCAAGAAACGCAUCCAGAGGGAGCACUCGAUAGACGAAACCAGACUGGCCGAGAAGAAGCAGGAGGCCAAGAAUGGAGAAGAAAAGGGAAAGGAAGCUCCUGCCAAAGACCUGGCCCGGAAACGAGAUACAGGAGUGGGGAAAGACUCGAAAAAGGAAGAAAGUGCUCAGAAGACAGACCCGAAGGUUAAAGCUGAGGCUGAGAGCAAAACCAAGGAUGGGAAAGCCAUCAAUGACAAGGUCAAGGCCAUGGAGAAAAAGCUGAUGGGGAAGGACAAGAAGGAGGAAGAGAAGGAUUCAGCGGUCAAGAAGGAGAAGGGGAAGGACAAAAAGGAAGAGGAGAAGGGCUCAGUGUUAAAGAAGGACACAGGGAAGGAUAAAAAGGAGGAGGAGAAGGGCUCAGUAUUAAAGAAGGAUGCAGGGAAGGAUAAAAAGGAGGAAGAGAAGAGCUCAGCAGAGAAGGAGACAGGGAAGGACAAGAAGGAAGAAGAAAAGGGUUCAGCACUGAAGAAAGGCACGGAGAAGGACAAAAAGGAGGAGGAGAAGAGCUCAGGAUCAAAGAAAGAGGCAGAAAAAGACAAAAAAGAAGAGAAGAAAGAAAAAGACAAGAAAGAAGAAGAGAAGAAAGAAAAAGAUAAAAAAGAAGAGGAAAAGAGUUCAGAUCUGAAAAAAUCAAAGGCAGAUGAGAAGGAGAAACCUCAGCCAGAGGCAGAAAAGGCAGCGGAGGAGAAACAGGAGGCCAAGGCGGCGGCCGAGAGCAGCCCCUCCAAGCCCGCCACCGGCAGCUCCCCGGACCAGGCCAAGGAAGACGAAGCUUCCAGCAUCUUCGAUGAGCUCAUCGAGAAGGUGAAGAACAACGACGCCGAGGUGACCGAAGUCAACGUGAACAACUCGGACUGCAUCAACAACGAGACCCUGGUGCGCUUCACCGAGGCCCUGGAGUUCAACACGGUGGUCAAGCUGUUCGCGCUGGCCAACACCCGCGCCGACGACCACGUGGCCUUCGCCAUCGCCAUCAUGCUCAAGUCCAACAAGGUGCUGACGAGCAUCAACCUGGACUCCAACCACAUCACGGGCAAGGGCAUCCUGGCCAUUUUCCGGGCGCUGCUGCAGAACAACACGCUGACGGAGCUGCGCUUCCACAACCAGCGGCACAUCUGCGGGGGGAAGACGGAGAUGGAGAUCGCCAAGCUCCUGAAGGAAAACACCACGCUGCUCAAGCUGGGCUACCACUUCGAGCUGGCCGGGCCUCGCAUGACGGUCACCAACCUGCUGAGCCGAAACAUGGACAAACAGAGGCAGAAACGCCUCCAGGAGCAGAAACUGGCACAGGAGCGCGGGGAGAAGAAGGACCUGCUGGAGGUGCCCAAGGUCGGAGCCCCGAAGGGGUCCCCCAAGGGGUCCCCGCAGCCAACCCCCAAGGCUUCCCCCAAAAACUCUCCCAAGAAAGGGGGAGCGCCCGCCGCGCCGCCCCCGCCUCCUCCUCCGCUCGCCCCGCCGCUGAUCAACGAGAACCUGAGGAACUCGCUCUCGCCGGCCACGCAGAGGAAAAUGGGAGACCGGGCGCUGCCGGUCCAGGAGAAGAACUCACGGGACCAGCUCCUGGCGGCCAUCCGCUCCAGCAACCUCAAACAGCUCAAGAAGGUGGAUUUACCGAAGCUGCUGCAGUAGGGAGCGGGACGGCUUUGCCCCCGCAGCCCGGCGUGGCAGACCCCGGGACUCUCGCCUUCCUCGUGACUCUUGCCAUGACGAGCCCUCUGGGACCCUGCAGUGACCGACGCCGAGGAGCAGCGAUCUCUCUGGGACUGACGGAGGAAGGGCCGGGCCCGAGGAGGGCCAGCACGGCCGUUCGAUGCAGUGUGUGAGGAAGACCUUGUAUUUAUUGUUGUUACGGUUGCGAAGCCCUCAAGCUCUCUCUUCUGCCAGCA
Messenger RNA from Oxyura jamaicensis (ruddy duck), 2355 nucleotides. RefSeq names its product leiomodin 1 (gene LMOD1). Gene Ontology annotation, molecular function: tropomyosin binding; actin binding. The transcript has 3 exons. Lineage: Eukaryota; Metazoa; Chordata; Aves; Anseriformes; Anatidae. Gene Ontology annotation, biological process: muscle contraction; pointed-end actin filament capping; myofibril assembly. The record is from RefSeq and is a predicted model, not a curated record. Gene Ontology annotation, cellular component: myofibril; striated muscle thin filament. Bases 203 to 2098 code for a protein of 631 amino acids.